Neltuma alba is the source of this 1076-nucleotide messenger RNA. RefSeq lists its product as uncharacterized. The transcript has 3 exons. Lineage: Eukaryota; Viridiplantae; Streptophyta; Magnoliopsida; Fabales; Fabaceae. The record is from RefSeq and is a predicted model, not a curated record. Bases 82 to 516 code for a protein of 144 amino acids.
UAUCACUGAUUCACUGGCACUCGGCUCGCAGUUUCUCUCCUUCUUCCCCAUUCCUCAGCCGCUCUAUGCGUGUCGGCGACCAUGCAGAGGCAAUCUCUCGGCUCACCUUCCUCCAAGCUCCACCUCCAUGGAAGCCCUAAGGAGGCCCCACUCUCACCACAAGAACCCAAGCGCCGCCUUGAAGUCGACGACGACAACAACAAGACUCAUCGCUUGUCAAUAUCGCCGUCUCCCGCACCGAACAAGUUCAUCCACCUCAUUCCCAUUCUCACGCUCCUCUGCUUCUUCAUCCUCUACCUCUUUUCUCACAGUCCUUCUCAAUCAGACUUGGCUCAGUUCAACGGAUUCAAGCGCUCCUCCAGUCAUUUCGAUUCGGCGGUGGAGAUGAACGACAUUCAGAAGUACAUAAAGGUGGAAAGAGGCGAUGUUUUAGCGAUUCGAAGCCUGCGUAAUUUGCGAGAGAUCGGGAAACAGUCUCAGAAAUCCCGGCCUCACAGGAAAUUCGCUGAUUUCUAAUCUUGAUUUCUCGCUGCCUUUCAUUCAAUAUUCUUAUUCGUGUAUAUCCGAAUUGCUUGCGGAAAAUUUUUUUUUUUUGCCGCUUUCAUUUUUGUACAGGCAUUUCGAGUUCGGAAUUGAUUUCCACUGAAUAAUCAUAAUAGCACAAUAAUUCCCAUAAAUCUUUGUCUCCUGUUGGAGCUGCUCGGCCAAACAACUGGAACGGCGAGUGUAGGAUAAAAAAUGUGAGUUCCGGCGACGGCGUAAGAUAGAAGAGGACAGGGUGUGGUGCGCCGAAUGUUGGAAUACAGCUGGACUUUGGGACCGUUAACUCGUCUCGGUUUGCGGUUGAAAUGCCAGCUGUAAAUGGUGGUGCUCAUAGGAAUAGUACACCUCAUUUACCCUGCAAUUGAUUUUCUCAGUUGGCCUCAAAAAAAAUAAAAAAAGGAAUGCCAUUUUUCUUGAUGGAGUAUUGAAUGUUAUUUUGUGGAGAGCAAAAGUAGUAAUGGGUGAGUAUUUGGGAGAGGGGAGAGGAUUUUCAUUAAUUUUGCUAAUAAUUAUUUAAUGCAUCUAUUUAUUUA